This is a messenger RNA of Pungitius pungitius (ninespine stickleback), 3342 nucleotides long. Its product is annotated as potassium voltage-gated channel subfamily A member 7-like. Gene Ontology annotation, cellular component: membrane; voltage-gated potassium channel complex. Gene Ontology annotation, biological process: protein homooligomerization; potassium ion transmembrane transport. NCBI's taxonomy places the organism in Eukaryota, Metazoa, Chordata, Actinopteri, Perciformes, Gasterosteidae. The transcript has 3 exons. Gene Ontology annotation, molecular function: delayed rectifier potassium channel activity; protein binding. The record is from RefSeq and is a predicted model, not a curated record. Bases 384 to 1940 code for a protein of 518 amino acids.
CUGGGAGGGGUCGCAGGGAUCCAGCAGAGAUUGAAUUUCAACGGGACAGCAUUCCCAAAUACAUUUUUCAGGACAGUCAACGUGAGGCAGCGCGGGGACGGGAUCAGAACCUGCAUGAUCUCUGAGCGAACAACUGCGAGGUCGCUGUACCGCCUGGUCGUUUGUCUGGACCCAAAGUCACUGCCAAACAAGGAGUUUGUUUAUAUGACACACGGCCGCGGUGACAGGGAGGAACACAGAGGACCUGAUGAGCCACAGCAGACGAACAAUGUGAUUCUCCAUCCCGCCGUUUAACACGUAGCCACGUUUGCUUUUAAGUCCAGUCGCCCCCACGAAUUCUCAGGAGAGCGGUUCGCAGACCCGGCCCGGCCCGGCCCGCGGGAAUGGACAGCAGCGGCCCGCGAAAGGACGAAUCAGGAGGCGGAGGACCAGACGGGGAGAGCGGUGAACUUCUGAAGAACCACCUUGACUGUGAGGAAAAGGGAGAGAAGGAGACCAAAGGGAACGAGAGGGAGGAGAAGAAAGAGGGCCGGCGCUCCGGGUCCCUGUGGAGGAGCGGAUUGGCGCCGAGCGAGAGAGUCGCCAUCAACGUCUCGGGGAUGCGCUACGAAACUCAGCUCCGCACCUUGGCCCAAUUCCCCGACUCCUUGCUCGGGGACCCCGGGCGCAGGUCGCGCUACUUCGACCCGCUUCGGAACGAGCUCUUCCUCGAUCGAAACCGGGCCUGCUUCGACGCCAUCCUGUACUUCUACCAGUCAGGCGGGAGGCUUCGGAGGCCCGCGAACAUACCCCUGGACAUCUUCAUGGACGAGCUGAUGUUCUACGAGCUGGGUGAGGACGUCGUGAGCCGCUUCAAGGCGGACGAGGGCUUUCCGAAGGAGGAGGAGACGCCGCUUCCCUCGAACGAGGUCCAGAAACAACUGUGGAUACUGUUUGAGCACCCGGAGUCCUCGUCGGGCGCGCGCAUCAUAGCCAUCGUCAGCGUCAUGGUGAUCGUCGUGUCCAUCCUCAUCUUCUGCCUGGAGACGCUGCCCGAAUUCAGGAACGAGAAGGAGACGCGGGAGGAGUACUUUUACAAGUACCACUCCCAGGCGAAGAACGUGUCCGAGAACAUGCCUCUCCCGCAAAGUGUUUUCCACGACCCCUUCUUCCUGGUGGAGACCAUCUGCAUAUGCUGGUUCUCCUUCGAGCUCUUCAUGCGCCUCGCCUGCUGCCCCAGCAAGGUGCGCUUCUUCAAGGACGUCAUGAACAUCAUCGACUUCAGCGCCAUCCUGCCCUACUUCGUCACCCUGGGGACGGAGCUGGCCAAGGACAACGACGCCUCCCCGGCCACGUCUCUGGCCAUCAUCCGAGUCAUCCGGUUGGUGAGGGUGUUCCGGAUCUUCAAGCUGUCUCGUCACUCCAAGGGCCUCCAGAUCCUCGGGCAGACGCUGCGGGCCAGCAUGCGCGAGCUGGGCCUGCUCAUCUUCUUCCUGUUCAUCGGCGUGAUCCUCUUCUCCAGCGCCAUCUACUUCGCCGAGGCCGACCACGCCGACACGCACUUUGUCAGCAUCCCGCACGCCUUCUGGUGGGCGGUGGUCACCAUGACGACGGUGGGCUACGGCGACAUGUACCCGGAGACCGUGUGGGGCAAGUUGGUGGGCUCCAUGUGCGCCAUCGCCGGCGUGCUCACCAUCUCGCUGCCGGUGCCCGUCAUAGUGUCCAACUUCAGCUACUUCUACCACCGGGAGACCGAGUGCGUGGACCGCACCGAAUACAACCCCGCCCAGGGGGGCGCGCGGGAAGACGAGGGGCCGCCGCGCGGGCGGGACAUGGAGGACGGGGACGGAGACGGGGACUAUUUCGCCGUGGAGGGCGGCUGCAGCCCUUUGAACGGGGCGCCGUUGGAGUUCAGAGGAGGGGAGACGGGUCAGACUGACCCGCUGGUCACUCAGGUGUGAGGUGGGCGAGGUGAACGGCGUAGAAACGCAAACAGUGGAAUUGAAAAAUCUACAGUGGAGAUUAAAAUUCUCAAUGUAAUUUAUAUGCUGGAAUGCCAACUGAGUACUUUUUAUUGCCUCUUUUUAUAGCAAAAGCCGGUAAAAUGUCACUGAAAGACAACUUUUUGUAUAAUAUAGCUUGAAAGAAAAGCGAGAAAAAGAGAGUGAGUUUUACAUUCUCAGGGUCUUGAUAUGAAAAUGAUAUGAGAUGUUAUUUAUUAAUGCGAUCAGAGCUUGUGUUUGAAAAGAAAAUGCUUUGUGAAAAUCUGUUCUGUAAACUUUAAAGUCUUAGUGAUGUCACUUUUUGGCUUAAUGUUUGACGUGGAAGCAGAUAGAAUAUUGGCAAAAAUAAAUGUCAAGUCUCCUCCAAACCAAACACCAGCAGAGCUGCCGCUGCCUCGCACGAGAUCUCUUGUAAACUAUCCUCAUUAUUCUUCUGUAAGUAAUGUAACAAGUUCAUAUUUGUGCAGUUUCGAUUCGUGCGCCCUGAAACGACCUUCGGCAUUAUCCUCGUUAAGGCUGUAACACAACGCUAAAAAUGUGGAUGGAUUGCUAUUUACCUGCUUAAUUAUGCACUCAGUGUUUUUAAUAAAGUUUCUAUUUUACUAAUUUUCUGGAGAAAAAGAAAAAAAAACCCAUGUCGUUCCCGGGUGGCCUGUGGUAUUUAGCAGUGUUAUAAAAAUACAACAAAUAAUCCCUCACUGCUCGGCCGGGCUGCAUCUCUUGAGUCAUGCGGGUCUGCCAGAUCCGAUCCGAGUCACACAUUUAUGGCCGACCUUUUCCACAGCCACUAAGCCGCUGUAAGUAGCUUCCGCUAACGUUGAUCUCGGUUUCACUGGAACACUUGGCGGUGAUGGCCCAUGGAAGGAAUGUGUGCUAACGUAACACCGUGUAAAUGGGCCCGGCGGCGUGUUGUAGUAGUUUGUGUUACUGAAGGUAGUUCACCCCCCCCGUCCCCCGAACGGUAAAUAAAUAAAUACAAGACAUUUGGCACGAGAGUGAAGCUAAUAAUGUGCAACAUUGACAGAUUACAGAUCAGCACUGAGGAUGUACGUCAAGGUCAAAUAAAACCGGUGGGGUUAAAAAACACACACGUUUCUCCCCUGGGAGUCAACAUUUGUACAUCAGGUUACUUUCAGUUCUUGAGGAGAACUAAAUUUCUCCUGCCUGCAAGUAGAUCAGAUUGAGGACGGAUGUUUUAAAUGUAACGAACCAGCCGAGAGGCAAACAGAGUUUUGAGCGUUUAAUAAUAACAACAAUAAUUGGAUGCUUCGGUCACCGAGAAAAAAAAGAUUUAGUCAAUAUUCAACUUAAAAUCUGAUCAAUUUGAGGGGAAGAAAGCAAAGUUUGUAUAAUAGUGUUG